Messenger RNA from Photinus pyralis (common eastern firefly), 1429 nucleotides. RefSeq names its product ceramide phosphoethanolamine synthase (gene Cpes). Gene Ontology annotation, molecular function: phosphotransferase activity, for other substituted phosphate groups. Bases 381 to 1391 code for a protein of 336 amino acids. The record is from RefSeq and is a predicted model, not a curated record. Lineage: Eukaryota; Metazoa; Arthropoda; Insecta; Coleoptera; Lampyridae. The transcript has 2 exons. Gene Ontology annotation, biological process: phospholipid biosynthetic process. Gene Ontology annotation, cellular component: membrane.
UAGGCUCGAAUCUUUGAUAACCCUGUUAAUUAUCGACAGCCCCCGUGGUGUGUUUUCCCUUGCGAUUACGUAUACAGUGAUUGAAUGUCGUGUGUAACGUGUGCAAACAAAGUAAUGACACUAUAAUAGGUAAUUGUAGGUGAGUACGUGGUCCAAAGGACAGCGUAACGAUUAUUUGACGACCUUCGCGCCUAUUCUCUCAUGUUUGAGAUUAUACAAACACGAAAACACAACUUUCGAUGCUCCUCCUUUUUAGAAUCGUCCGAUUUUGGGCUCGCUCGUUGCGCACAUUGACUCACGAACUGAUUAGAUUAUGCGCUAUCAAUGCGGUAAUGUGUUUUACGGAAUGAAAUCGCCGAACGCUAGAAUAGGUGUCCAAGAUGCUGAGGCCCUCCCUAACCUUCCAGAGGAUCGUGGUUUGCGUUCUGGUCUUCUUGCUGGUUUACUGCAUCGUGAUGGACGGGUUCUUUUACAACCGCAUCCUGAAGUACCCGAGAAGCUACGAGGAGGCGGCGAAGUUUAACACGACCUGGAUCGGAUGUGAUCUAUCGCCUUUCUGCGAGGUGACCUGUAAGGGGAUGCUGGUGGAUCAUUUCGAUCUGUACAUCUUCGGGCCGUUAGCCGUAGUAUUCGAUAAGACCUUCAACAUCACCGAAACGUUGUGGAUUACGCCUAACAUGAUAAGCUUUUUCCACAUCUUCGUCGCGAUUGUCAGCGCGAAGUGUGUGUCGAGUGACAGUUUGGGGUACCGAAGGGUGGGCGUCCUUCUGUUCCAAUUUCGGACCAUGCUGGACGACCUGGAUGGGCACGUCGCGCGCGCACGGAAGCACAUCAAAGGCGAAAAGUCUGAAGUCGGCACCGCCGGUUAUUACAUCGACGGUUUGUGCGACGGCCUCGGUUGCAUUGCCCUGCUGGUGGGGUGCUUCCUGUUUUUGCAGAACAAUCCUCCACGCCGCGGGUACCUGCAACUUCCUCUGCAACAGAUCGAUACCAAGGAGAGUGAUGAUAAGCCGUUCCGAAUCAACUCGCCCUUGAAGGAGGUCUUCAAGGUGUUACUGUUGUUUAGUGUGCAAGUACUUAUCGCAUCGGCCAUGUGGAACCGCUACGUGGCUGCCUAUCAGGAUAUAUUGGAAGGUGGACAUCCCUCCCAGGAGCAAAUGGUCCUUCAAGAGGGAGUGAUCAAAUCAUUCUUCUUCUUGAGCACCACGUGGGUUUGGCGUUUGCUUAACUUCCAAAGUAUUAUCAACUUGCUGCUUCUGGCCAUCUUCUGUAAUAAACUGUGGGAAUUCUUGUACGCCAUCUCGUACGUAGGCUACCUCAUACUGCUUAUUGCCAUAUGUGCAAGUGAAAUACAGCUUGCUCACACCAAAAGUAUACUUCACAUAACAUAAUAACUAUUUUUGAUAAUAUAUUAUUUAUUUUUGCAGAA